CGUCUACCAAUUUAUCACUAACGCACCCCAUUGCCAUGCCAUGCCAUGAUCAUCCCCACAAAUACAACAGCUGACGAAGACCCACAAAAUAGAUUUAUUGGUCCAUGUUUCAACUACAAUCGGUUGCUUAGAGGCAGGAGGGAGAGAGAGAGAGAGAGAGAAAUGGGUUUGCUCACAAACAGAGUGGAGAGAAGUGAGAUCAAGCCUGGCGACCACAUCUAUACAUACAGGGCUAUCUUCGCUUACUCUCACCAUGGUAUCUUUGUUGGGGGAAGCAAAGUGGUCCAUUUUAGGCCGGAGAGAAAUUUGAACUCGGGUGAAGCAUCAACUGAUUCCUAUGAUUCAAUGUCAUGUCCAACCUUUCCUGAUUGCGGAUUCAGACAACCCAACAGCGGCGUCGUCCUCUCUUGCCUGGACUGCUUCCUCAGAAAUGGAUCCGUCUACUGCUUCGAGUAUGGCGUCACCCCUUCAGUUUUCCUAGCCAAAGUGCGGGGUGGAACAUGCACCACCGCAGCAUCUGAUCCAUCUGAAACGGUUAUCCACCGAGCAAUGUACCUGCUCCAGAAUGGAUUCGGCAACUACGACGUAUUCCAGAACAACUGCGAGGAUUUUGCACUCUACUGCAAAACUGGUCUUCUGAUACUGGACAGGCUCGGGGUUGGAAGAAGCGGGCAGGCUUCUUCUGUCAUUGGUGCUCCUCUGGCCGCCAUUCUCUCGUCUCCUCUGAAGCUGCUGAUGCCGAGCCCCGUUGGGGUGGCGACUGUGACGGCAGGGAUGUACUGCAUGAGCAGAUAUGCAACUGAUAUCGGCGUCCGAACUGAUGUGAUGAAGGUGGCCGUGGAGGAUUUGGCUGUGAACUUGGGCUGGACAGUUGAUGAUAAUGAAGAAGUAGUAGCUGAGGAUAGUGAAGCUUCUUCUAAUACACAGCUAAUCAGAUGAUAUGUGAGUUUGAUCCUUAUUUAUAACCAUAUGAAACUGCACCUAUCAAUUAUGGAUGGUCAGCGUUGGUAAUAAUCAUUUUGUUGGCAUUUUAUGCUAGUCAAUCAUUCACUUGCUUCCUAGUUGUUUGCGAAUGGGAUAAUGAAAAUCACAUGUUUGUAUUGAAAGGUGAACCAAAUUUAAUUAUGGCAUUGGAUUAUCUGAUUUUAGGAUGUUCCUUAA
Messenger RNA from Morus notabilis, 1161 nucleotides. RefSeq lists its product as uncharacterized. The record is from RefSeq and is a predicted model, not a curated record. Lineage: Eukaryota; Viridiplantae; Streptophyta; Magnoliopsida; Rosales; Moraceae. Bases 46 to 939 code for a protein of 297 amino acids. The transcript has 3 exons.